UUCGUUUUUCCUUUGAAUUUUUUAAAUUUAAAUAAAAGGGUUUUUUCUUUUUUCUCUUUUCUGUUUACUAGAAGAGAAAAAAAAAAAAAAAGAAUUGAACACGUGCUGGGAAGGGGCUGUAACGGCCAAAAAAGAAAAGCGUCAAAACGAGUCGUUUUAAGCAAACCUAGCCGUUGUAUCGAAGAUAGCUUGAGAUGUAGGCGGACGGUGGGGAACCGAAACGGGAAGUUAAAUGGAGCGGGAAAAAGAACGUAAAAAUACUCCAAAUAAAAUUGACAUUGUGGAUAAAGAAUUUAGACUGUUGAAUGUGUUUAUUUUUAAAGAAGCCCUCUCCAAGCAGCAUCGAAACGAAGGUUAAUCGUCUCCCAAAUCUCAGUACGCCGGUCUUUCAAUGCCGAGAACCAAGCACAUCGCUGCUAAGAAACAAAAACGGAAGCCAUCUGCUGCCGCAGAGGCCUCACCGUCUCCGGCGUCACCUAAAACCGGAUCGGCAGUUGUCGGAAGGACAAGAAAAACUGGACAGGCCACACCUUCUCAAGGAACAUCGAAGAAGCCUCAUUGUUUUAGACCGGGAACUAGGUCUCUUCAAGAGAUUCGGAAAUACCAAAAGACUGUGACACUGCUCAUUCCUGCUGCCAGCUUCAUCAGAGAAGUAAGAACUAUUAGCUACCAACUUGCACCAGAUAUUAAUCGUUGGCAAGCUGAAGCUCUAGUUGCAAUUCAAGAGCAGCGGAUUAUUUGAUUCAAUUGUUUGGAGAUGCAAUGCUUUGUACAAUUCAUGCAAAGCGUGUUACACUGAGUAAGUUAAACAGUGGAGAAACUGUUGUUGUUUUUUAUUGAAGUAGCUUAUAUUCAGCAUAUUUGUUCUGCAUUUCAGGGUUUUUCUAAGUUAAUGUUAAAAUAGUUGUAGUGACCUAAGGUAGUCAUAAUAACAUGGUGCUAUAAGUACUGGUAACAUUAUGCAGUCAGCUCCAGGUUUUACUUAAUCUGAUACCUUGAUAUUGCGUAUUUGAUUUAUAGAAGUUAGUUGUUUAUAUUGAUGGAAGAUCAUGUACACAGAAUGAUGCCACAGGGUGUAUUAAAAGUUUACCUCUCGGCCUAUUAAUCUUUUUUUCUGUUGAACCUCUCUCAGGUAAUAGGAACAUGGUGCUGUGAGUAAUGUUUAUUCUGAAUAUAUAGCUCCCUCUUUGUUAAGAUAGAUAUGUAGAGCCUAAUUAAUAAUCUGAUGUUACCCUCGAAGCAAAUGAUUGUUUACCAGUCCCUUGUUUUAGCUUUUUCAUUCCAUUUACAUAGUUUUGUCUGAAAAAAUCAAUGAAAAUUAUAAUAUGCUAAGCAAAUGACACAUAAUGAAUAUACCUAGACAGACUGGAUAUAGAGGGUAACGAGAAUUCCAGAUUAAAUCAUAGUAAAAAAAAAUAUGAAGAUGGAAUGAAAAAGCUAAAACAAUGGACUGGGAAACAAUCAUUAGCAAACUCUUUGUGUUUGCCUGUUUAUAUCCCUACAUGAUUAAUGCUCAUUGAAAAACAUGAUUUAUCAAUUUCAAAGAGUCAAGUACUUCUUUCAAUAGGUUCAUUUGCAACGUGUUUAACAAUGAAUUUUUUCCAUUUUCAUUUCCGAAGGAACAAACUAACUUUAUUGCCUUUUCUUGCCUCAGUGAAGAAGGAUAUUCAGUUGGCACGUCGACUUGGUGGGGUGGGGCAGCCGUGGUAAGAUCUUGCACUCUAACCAACACUAGCAUUCCAUCUAACUAUUCUCUCAAAACGGAAAAUUUUAAUUGUCGUUUUGCAUGUAGUAUUUGGAAAAUUGACCUUUGUGUAGACUACUACAGUCUUAAUUUAGCCUUUAAUGGUUCUUGAAAGUUGAAACCUGCAAGUGUUUCUUUCCCUAUUUGAAUUCAGGAAAAAAAAAAACAUUUUUUACUUAUUUGAAUGAUUUCCCAUUUUCAUGUUUAUCUUUCUGACUAUUUGGAAGAUGAAAACAGAGUUCUCUCUCCAAUUUUUUUUGAUACUGUUCUUUUCUUCCAAGGCAACCUUCAU
This is a messenger RNA of Durio zibethinus, 2036 nucleotides long. The record is from RefSeq and is a predicted model, not a curated record. Lineage: Eukaryota; Viridiplantae; Streptophyta; Magnoliopsida; Malvales; Malvaceae.